Messenger RNA from Didymodactylos carnosus, 1216 nucleotides. The record is from the annotation of a GenBank genome assembly. NCBI's taxonomy places the organism in Eukaryota, Metazoa, Rotifera, Eurotatoria, Philodinida, Philodinidae.
AUGGUAAAUAGAGGAGGAUCAGGACUACAUUUUGGUGAACAGAAAAAGUGUUCAUCUCUCUUAGAUCAGGUGUUAUUAGCAUUUUACGGAAAAGAAGUAAAACGCUUAGAUACACCUAGUAAAAGAGGCCCAAACUUGAUGGGUGAUCAGCACUCGUUAAUUAUUCGAGCUCAUGAAAGUUUUGCACGAGUGGCGGUUAUUCACAUUGUUGUCACAAAUCUAUGUGUGUGGUUUCGUAUGGUGGUAGUUGAAACAAAGUCACAAAUUCAUGAAACGAAAUCACCCUAUAGCGGGCAUUAUGAUGAACAUACCGAUUUAGACAUGCACACUGGUAAUCAUUCAACAGCAUUUAUCAGCUACGAGUAUUUAAAAUUGAAACCGCUGUUAUAUCCUUGUACCAUAGAAUUUAGUCUCAUGUGCUUAACAUUAUUUUUCCUAAUUUGGGAAAAUGUAGGUAAAACAUUUGCCUACAAAAUGUCUGAUAAAGCAUCAACAAAGAAUGUAUUUAUGGUUAAUUGUCACGCAUCAAUAAAAGGAUUAUUUAGCGGAAUGAUUAUAUUUUCAUGCAGUGUUACCAGUAUUAUUUUAUAUGCCGGUUUUCGAAAUAAAAGCGGUAUUGAUUCACACCAUUCACUAUCAGCUGGCGACUUGCGUAAAGAACAUAAUGCACUACAACAUCUAUCACAUGAUGAAUCAUCACGUAGUUCUAUGGUCAGUGAAAAAAUUAAUUACAGUAUAGCUAUCAUCGAAAUAGGUUUUGAUGAUGUAUUAAUUAUCGUUUCGCUAACCGGAAUUUACUUAUAUAGGUAAGCUGCCACUAAUUCAAAAGUCGAGCGCUUUUUAUUUUGCGAUAUUUAUACAUAAUUGGGUAAAACUCAUGGAGCUGUAUCAGAAUAUGUGUGACUUAACCUUCCAAAAAAACGCUUUUAAGAUAGAAAAUUUGAAAAAACGCAUAUUUCUUAAAACCUGAAAAACGGCUUAUUUUUUAGAAAACGAGCUGAAUGUCUGCUUUUGGUAAUUUUGAAUCAUUUUUAUUCUUAUUCUACGUGAAAAACUAUAUCUAAAAAAUAUACUUAUACAAAAUAUAUCAUACCCAGUGAAAAAAAACGAGCGUGAUUCCGCAAGUUCCUGGGGGAAAAAUGAAACAUUUUCACGCGGGAAGUGAAAGUCUUCUGCAGGAAAAGAAGCACUUUUCCCGCCGCAUUCUGCAGGAAUC